Acanthoscelides obtectus is the source of this 627-nucleotide messenger RNA. NCBI's taxonomy places the organism in Eukaryota, Metazoa, Arthropoda, Insecta, Coleoptera, Chrysomelidae. The record is from the annotation of a GenBank genome assembly.
UCUGUCCGAGCUUGGUUCAAAAAUUUUCAGUUCAGUGUACCGGUCAACUUCGCUGGCUGAUAAAGCAGGAUGUGAAGACAACAUACGAUGGGAGUUUCCUAGACCGUAGUAUUCUAAGCUAUACCGAUGCGUCAGUUAAAUCUACUUGACAUUUUUGCAGAGUGAACAUGAGGGCCCCAAUAAAGACAUCUCGGAAGAAGGUGGUAAAUUUAGAAGACGUAAUCAGGACGAAGCCCUUUCCACAUAUCCCCACGGUAUCAUCCUUAUAUACGUAGUCGUGCCAUAUAUUCCAGAUGACCCAUCUCCUCCUGAAGAGCCUGAUGUACUUCCUACAGUGCCCGAAGUUCCUGAGGAGCCUGAAGAGGACGAGGACGACGAGGAGGAGCACGAGGACGAGCACGAGGACGAGGAAGACCCUACCUGCUGUGAAACAUUUCGCAUGAGAAGGGUACUUAUUGCGGCGGUACGUCGGCUCCUAGGUCGAAUAACGUCUUAAGCCUGCUUCUGCGGCUACAACUCAACAUCGAAAUUCAUCUAAUGUUUGUCUACUUAGAACGGUCCCGCCUAUUUACCUUUUGAGGUGGUCAAGCUAGCAGGCUGAAAUUUGACAGGUUGAAAUUGACGCAC